AUGGAUAUCAUCCAUGAGCCUUUAAUCCAGAAGAGGAGCAUUUCAGUUAAAUUCUCCGAAUUGGUUGAAGCCCUUGAACUUGCUCUCAAAGACCCACCAAAAGCGCCAGAAUACGUGAGGGACUUUGAGUCUAAAACUUUUGAGAUAUACCUGUACGCUGAGCAGUCCAUAGAAUGGUUGGAGAAGCAAGAAAGACUCGGAUAUAUAACGGAAUCUUCCAAGGCGUCGUUCAGAAUUUCAUCACUGAUGAUCUUGGACCGCUACACAGAGCUAAACAGUUAUAUUUUAAAGGGACUGGCGCAACUAUGCGUUCUGGGCGGAGAGAUAGGCAAAUGUGCAAUAUCAAUUGUGGCACAAACAACCAUCAUUUCAAAUGAAUCUGAGACCUGUGAAAUACUCUUACAAGUAUUAAGUCCACUUUUGGAGAUUUUUGAAAAUUUUCCAAUAGAUUUGAAAAAGAACUUGUUAUCCUCACUGUCCAAGCUGCCCUGCAUCAAGGAGUUGUCAAAUUGCCUACAGCCGAUAAUACAAUACGUCAUAUCGGAUAUAAUCAAGGAGCCAUGGAAAACGCACCUGUGUGACCUGUUUGUGUUGCUAACACUGGAUGAGGACAAUGCCCUGGAUAUAAGCCACUAUCCAAUAUCGAAGUUCCUGAUAAGGGAGUUGGAACAGUAUGAGCUGAAGAAUGACAUGAUAAGUAAAAAGACGGAGAAGCUGGAGACCAUAGUAGGAUUUCUAAAAGUAAUAUCGAGUAGCCUGAGAAGCCUCGAGCCAGCGGUUUUAUCGGACUUUUCUAACUCGAUACUGAUUCCAAACAUUAAGAACCUGAUUGGAGAAAGGGUGCCAACAACGAGACUGUCGGCAGAGGAGUCGAGGCUAGGAUACCAUUUCAUCAGGCUGUCAACGAGCGUUUGUCAAUCAUCAGAUGAGAUGUUGGACGAGCUAUGCACGGGCUUCCAUCUGUUUGACCUGUUACUCGUGCCAAUAAAGGAGACAGUGGCAAACCUAGAAAUAUUAACGGCGUCAUUGGAAGGAAUGUGCUACAUAUUAUAUAAUGGAUCGACAAGGGAUAAGUAUUCGAUGCUGAUAACUGAAGAAUUGGAUCCAAACAUCAUGUUGACGUACCUGGAAGAGUCGCGAAGAGAGAAAUUAAUAGAAAAAUACGACAGCGAAAUCAUCAACAACUUGUAUUUGUGGUACUAUAGAUUCAUAGCAACACUGAUGUUUGUAUCGAAGACGAAUUAUAACAUGACGGAAUUUGUGGAUAAAAUGCUGAACAAGGGGCUAAACAUACACAUAAUUAACAACUUUGGGUUCUCUGGCUGCGAUGUGAAGAUACGAUGCGAGUUGAUGAACAUAAUCUCGCAGUUCCCGGACGAUUGGAUCGACGCAUCCAUAGUAAACAAGCUGCUGAAUAUACUGUCAGACAUAGACAUAGCGAAUUACCACGAAAAGGAGCUGGAGUCGAUAGUGAUCGUGCUGCACAAGAGGCCGGAAUACGCGCCCAUGGACAAGCUGAUAAACAACGUCGGCAACCUGCUGGUGGCAACGCUGAGCAUACCGAACAGCAGUAAGUACCAGACCCUGCAAGUAAAGAUCGUCAAGCUGCUGCUCGACGUGGCUGAGCUGGAGACGGCGAGAAUGCACCUGAGGACGGAGAACGUGAUGCUCUUGUUCCUGAAGGGCCUCAAGUACGAGCAGGACUACAAGAGUCUGGAGUGCCCAGACAUAAACGUGGAGCUGUGCUGGACAGGCAACAACUGCAGGUUCCUCAACAUGUGUAUGUUCAACACGUAUCACCUGAAGCACGACAGAAAGCAGUUUUACAGAGCGCUGAGGGCUCUGGAGAGGUGCAUCAACGGGUUCGACGCGCACAACAACGAGAAGACGCUGAGCUUCGAGCAGUUGUGCCGGAAGGAAGUCGAGGACUUUUACGACACAGCCAGCGGAGGCUACGAGUUCAACUUCCUAGAGGAGUCGGACAUUAAGCUGAGAAGGGAGCUCCAGCAACAGAAUUUCAGGGAAGUGCAACAGCAUCAACAAAUAUCGUUGUUUAUAAACAUGGAUUUGAUUGACAAGAUACUGAUGUACCUGUCACCGCUAAAUUCGCUGGCGUUCAUCCAGUAUUACCAGUACGAAAGGGUGAAUAACCUGAACAGCGAGUACUGGGCAGGAGUGCUGAAGGGGAAUAAGCUUGACUACGAAAAAAUGAACGCGUUGCCGAAGGUUAACAAUUAUUCGUCGCUGUACUACCGAUUCGACAGCAACAGGGAAAUUGCGGCAGACACUAGGGAGAACACGAGAAUAAAUAAGUCGACCAUAGACCUGGUGACGAACGUAAUAUCGACAAACUUGAACAAGAUGAAUUACGAGUUGCAGGACUGUGACUACUUUAAGGUGCCGCCGAAGCCGCUGCUGAACAAAUUGUAUUUAAAUGAGUACACUAAGCAGGUAAACCCGUCGCUCGUAAUAUCCUCGUACCUGAGGAUACUGUACGGGUUGAUAGACAACAGCGACAACGACAUCAUUAAGCAAAGGUUUAAAAACGCAGACUUUGUACGCAACUUAAUAAAGCUGGUAACCUCAUGUAACAUAUUCGAUUACAACUUGACGGCAAAGCUGUUAAAGUUGUUCAUAAAGGCGCUCACGUAUAACAUAUCGUUAAAGGCUGAGUCCAUGGAUGUAAUAGUAAUACACGAUAUAAUAUCAAAUUUCAUUGAGUUGAUAAUGAAGUACGUGGUUAGCGAGUGCAUUUUGAGUGUGAAUAUCAACUGGAUCGACGACGUGAACAAGCACGUGCAGUACCUGGUGCUGCAGAUCGUGAAGUACGUUAACCUCGUGAGUCGGCAAGUGCCGCUCAUCAAGUUUUCAAACAUCCACGAAAUUCAAGACUACUUUGUGGAGAAAUGCCUAAACAAGUUCAUAUCGGAGUACACUAUAGAGAUAGUGAUGAAAAUAUUCAUACAGCUGGCCACGUUUCAGAAUGUAACCAGUACAGGGACGUAUACGGUACACCUGUACGACACAAACAUCGUCGAGGCCAUAAUUGACAACAUACUGUUGAUAAUAAUACAGUUGACGUACGGUUACUCCCAUAGCAAAUCACGUGACUUGCAGUUUCGGAGAUACGAUAGCAUCAGCUUCAGGAGCGCCCUGCUGACUUCGGUCCUGAAACAAAUAUACCUGCACAAAAUUAAGAGCAAAUUCCAGCUAUUCAUAUCUAAGGCUCAAAUAGAGAGGAUCAUCAUAUUCGAUGAAUCGUACAUAUUGACGAACACUCUGGACGAAAAUGCCAACGAAGAUAACAUGUAUUUAAUGUGUAUCAGUAAUAAAAAUUUAUAUCUUCUGAACUAUCUUAAAGACAAAGACGAUUUUGAAAUACUAAGGAGCUUCGAAUUGAGUAAGCACAAGUUAUAUUCAAUCGACGAAGGGACUAUGUAUCUGUUACACGAGGAUACCUCCUGGGUAAUAUUCAGUCUUUGUUAUAUAAAUUACGAUCUGAUGAAGUACUUAUGCUACGAUAACGUAAACAUAUUGGCAAGGCAGCUGACGCAUCACCUUCCCGAUUCAAACGAGGGAGCGAAGGAGGACUCGGAGCCAGAGUUUAAGAACGUGCUGGCAACGGUUGCCAACUACAAGGACCACUAUUCGUUGGCCUUGGUUUCUGAUCGCACCGUUCAGAUAUAUGAAAUAAUACCUGACCUGCUCGUAAAAGCACUUUAUCCGCAAGCCGAUCGAUAUACCAAGCUGUUGCUGAAAACGUUCAUUAAGCCUGACGCCAGAAGUGAGAUGGUUAAAAUUCACGAGCCAAUUUUGUUUCUAAAGUCAGUGCUGAGCAUAGAAAUUAACAAGAUCGACAAGAUCAAAUUCGACCACCACUUCGGCAUCAUGCUCUACAAGUAUACCGGGGACGAGUCUGAGGACAAUAGGGGGAGCGAGGACGAUGAAGACAGAGACGCGUACGUUUUAAACCUCAUUGGCCACAACAACCGCGAAAAGUUUAAAAAGUUCCUCGCGAAGAGGAUAUCAAACAAGUCCUGGAAACGGUCCUGGUCCAGGGAAGAGGCUGAUAUGGAUACUGAUUCUGAGUAA
Messenger RNA from Theileria orientalis strain Shintoku, 4092 nucleotides. RefSeq lists its product as hypothetical. Lineage: Eukaryota; Apicomplexa; Aconoidasida; Piroplasmida; Theileriidae. The record is from RefSeq and is a predicted model, not a curated record. The transcript has 22 exons. Bases 1 to 4092 code for a protein of 1363 amino acids.